GAUCUUUCUAGAAUUGAGUGAGUCAUUCAACCAAACUAUGUUUUCAUCGUAAAAAUCGCCUCCUGGAGCUUCCAGUUGAGCCAAUCCUGUCACGAAACACCUCGUCUAUGAAAAAGUCAUGACUCGCAUAUAUUAAUUCCCAUAGCAACAGAAAUAAUAUUGAUCAAUUUGAAAGCGGCGUCCCAAGAGAAUAAAGAGUAUUUAUUCAUAACCAAACGGAUCGAGAUCCAUUCAAUUUUUUGAGCCCAAAUAGCAAAGAGCUGGAAUUUCCUUUACAAAAAAAUAUUAAUUCUUUGAGGCUCAAUUUGGCCAAACGAUGGUUCCUAUUGCAGAAACGACAAUAUUCGACGAGGAUUUGGAAAAAUUUGUUCUCGGAUCGGCGUCAGACUUUAGUGACAGCGACGAAGAAGAUAGUGAAGAUGACUCGUGUGCUUUGAAUGUGAGCUGUCAUAGUAGUCAUUUCAAAGGAAUGGUAAAAGACAACGAUUGUGGUUCACUCACUGUCAAGAAACGAAAACUACAAACACAUUUAGAUCACUUGGAUAUUGAACUUUCUACUCUCUGCUGCUCUUACGAAGCAGAUGAUUGCCACGAGAGGAGCAAAACAAAGAAUAACGUAGCAGUUGAGUGUGAUGUUGCACCAGUUUCUGCAGAAUCUAGCCUAACUACGAAAAGUACUAUUUCAGGUCUAACGAAUCAAAGGAAAAGAUCUCACCAAACAAGCUAGAAGAGAAGAAAGACGUGACGUGACCUGAAAAGGGGGAAAUAUAAUUUCAAGAUUCAAAAUAAUUCAAAACUACGAGCCGUUCCGCUGGACGAACUUCAUUACCUGAGUACUGACUAGUCUUUCGACAGACAUAGAACUCUCAGCAAACUGAAAAUUUUGCACUACUAUUUGGAAAAAUAUAUCUAAAAAUUAAAUAUAUAUUUAAAUACAAUAUACAUAAAGAAUGCAAAACUUUAACAUUCUUUUUCAAAUUUAUUGAGAAUGUUAUGUGAUUUUUUUCAUAAUUGUCAAAAUUAAAACGAAAGAAYAUUAUAAAGAUAAACUGUAAAUAAUAUCAAAAAAAUCAAUCUUAAUUUGUAUAUUAAAGUCGAUAACUGUAAGGUCAAUAAAUAUUUGACUCUCGUU
Molecule: messenger RNA, 1132 nt
Organism: Actinia tenebrosa (Australian red waratah sea anemone)
Lineage: Eukaryota; Metazoa; Cnidaria; Anthozoa; Actiniaria; Actiniidae
Source: RefSeq, a predicted model, not a curated record